AUGAAGAAGAAAUCACACGAAGAGUCGUCAGAAGCUGCCAGCAAAGAAGAAUGCAACGUACAAAGUGAGAGAACUUUAAGCCAACCGGAUGAGGAGAACGCAAUGUGCGAUGCAAAAGGGUGGGAUGGUAGUGAAGAUCGAAAACUCAGGGAGUACGUACUUUCAGUGGCUCAAAAGUACUAUCCUCACUUGGUAAAAUGCAUGCAACAAGGCGAUGCUAAUCAGGCACCCUCCGAUGUGCUUGGGGCAGACGAGGAGACCGAUGCGAAGCACAGUCCAAAACACAAUCUCACCUUGUGCCACGCUCAUUCGGCAGCUUGUAUCCAUCAGUGCGAGGGUACUCAACCACCCUCAGGGGUUCGCAGCACAGACGCUGCGAUCCAUGGGGGACCCUGUUCGAUACACAGUCUGUGUCUAUGCCAUCUCCAGCCAUCAAUCUGUAGCCAUCAUUGCGAGGCCACUCAAAUGCCCUCCAAUGCGCUCGGUGACGACGAGCCACCACUGCGAGGACAGUCAGACACUCUGUGA
Hydatigera taeniaeformis is the source of this 528-nucleotide messenger RNA. The record is from the annotation of a GenBank genome assembly. NCBI's taxonomy places the organism in Eukaryota, Metazoa, Platyhelminthes, Cestoda, Cyclophyllidea, Taeniidae.